AUGGAUAUUAUAUUGGGUAUUAGAGUACAGGACUCUGUCAUACUGGCAAGUUCUAAAGCCGCCACUAGAGGUAUAUCGAUUUUAAAGGAACAAGAUGACAAGACAAGGGAACUAUCACCUCAUAACCUUAUGAGUUUUGGCGGUGAGGCAGGUGAUAGUGUUCAAUUUGCCGAAUACAUCCAAGCCAACAUUCAACUAUAUGCCAUUAGAGAAAAUAUAGAAUUGUCACCAUUGGCAGUAUCCAGUUUUGUCAGACAGGAAUUGGCAAAAUCUAUUAGAUCAAGGAAGCCAUACCAAGUAAAUGUAUUGAUUGGUGGUUAUGACUCAAAGAAGCAAAAGCCAGAAUUGUAUCAGAUAGAUUAUUUGGGGAUAAAAGUCGAACUACCCUACGCCGCACAUGGUUACUCAGGAUUUUACACUUUUUCACUACUAGACCAUCAUUAUAGACCUGAUAUGACUACAGAGGAAGGUCUCAAACUGUUAAAGAUGUGUAUUAAAGAAUUGGACAAGAGAAUGCCUAUAGAUUUCAAGGGAGUCAUGGUUAAAAUAGUCGACAAGGACGGCAUAAGGCAAGUAGAAGAUAUGUGA
Messenger RNA from Zygosaccharomyces rouxii, 588 nucleotides. It is a transcript of the gene PRE1, whose product is annotated as proteasome core particle subunit beta 4. The record is from RefSeq and is a predicted model, not a curated record. The transcript has a single exon. Gene Ontology annotation, molecular function: peptidase activity. Gene Ontology annotation, biological process: proteasomal protein catabolic process. Lineage: Eukaryota; Fungi; Ascomycota; Saccharomycetes; Saccharomycetales; Saccharomycetaceae. Bases 1 to 588 code for a protein of 195 amino acids. Gene Ontology annotation, cellular component: nucleus; proteasome core complex, beta-subunit complex; proteasome core complex.